This is a messenger RNA of Acanthosepion pharaonis, 4128 nucleotides long. NCBI's taxonomy places the organism in Eukaryota, Metazoa, Mollusca, Cephalopoda, Sepiida, Sepiidae. The record is from the annotation of a GenBank genome assembly.
AUGAAAUUCAUAAGAUGUACAAAAGAUUCUUGGAAUAGUGGAGGACCUCAGGGCAUCAAGCAGUAUGAUAGGGAAACCCUACUUGGUUUGCGGGAUUCAUCAGCUGCCAGGGCUCGACCUGUUAACCUUCCGGAUUUGCCAGGCAUUACCCUGAAAACACCUCUGCUUGGCAAUGGAAUGGGUCUCCUUGGCAGUGGUGGCCACUUCCCCAUGGGUAUAUCUGGUCCAAUGGUGGCUGGUGGCAUGGGUGACAAGGGGAUAGUCUCUGAUUGGAGGAAUGGAAAUGACCCCUUUAGCCCAGGUUAUGUCAAGUCGGCAAGGUCGACUGGGAAUGUAACCAAAAGAGGCAGUCAGCAAGGCAAAAAGGAAGUGAAAAAUAUUACAAUCCACAUUCCAAAAGACAUAAAAUUACGAACAAGUGAUAAUGCCUGGGUCUCUUAUAGUCGAUCCACCACUCAGAGCCAAGAAGAGGAAGACCUUAACUGGGUAAUCAAACGAGUCCGAAGCAUCUUGAACAAGCUUACGCCCGAAAACUUUAAUGCUUUACAAAAUCAAAUGGAGAAUAUAACAAUUGAUACGGAAGAGAAACUGACUGGUGUCACGGACCUUGUGUUCGAAAAGGCCAUCCUGGAACCUAAUUUUGGAACAGCGUAUGCUAAAUUUUGUAAAUUCUUAAUGAUGUUACGAGUGCCUUCAUCCACAAACCCAGAACAGAAUGUUAAUUUCCGCAGUCUCUUGCUGACAACAUGCCAAAAAGAAUUUGAAAAAGACUCUGAAAAUGAACAGAAAAUUCUUGACAAAAAGGCUUUGCUGAAAAAAGCAGAAUCUGAAGGAGAUAAGAAACAAUUACUAGAACAAUUAGACGAGGAAAUGGUUAUAGCACGGCACAGAUCUGUUGGGAAUAUAAGAUUUAUAGGUGAAUUAUUCAAGAUGAAUAUGUUAACGGAGAAGAUAAUGCAUAACUGCCUUUAUAAGCUCUCCUGUUCGACAGAUGAAGAGCGACUGGAAUGUUUCUGUAGCCUGUUGUCAAGUAUUGGACAAAUUUUGGAGAACAAGUCUGCUGACCAUGUGGAUCAAUAUUUCAAUAACGUGCAGAAAAUCGUUGUAGAUAAGAAAAUCUCUUCUCGGAUCCGCUUUAUGAUAAUGGACUUGAUAGAUUUACGUCGUCGGAAUUGGGUUCCACGCCACACAAACAAAGGCCCAAAGACUCUUGAAGAACUGCACCAAGAUAUUGAAAAUGAGCAGAUGGAAUUGCGGCAAAAAAUAGAUGCUGCAGCUACUCAUCUGACAGCCAACCAGCGAAAUCGAGGCGUACGGGCUGGGUCAAUGGGACCACCUGCACCACCACAGGCUCAUGAUGGCGAGGGAUGGAACACUGUCUCUACUCGCCUCAUGCGAACCCAGAUUGAUCCCAAAAUGUGGUUACCUAAACCUUGUAAAAUUGAUGAUAAUGUGCAACUAAUUCCCGGUGUUGGUGCUAACAAGUUUUGCCCCUGGGCCUGUGGUAGUACGGGAGGUGGUGGCCGUGGCUCAAGGAGUGACUAUCUACAGAACAGUGACAGGCAAUCGGCUCCAGCAAACCGAUUUUCUGCUUUGAGUGGAGAUGAUGAUGAUGCCACUGCCCCAAUGGGUAAUGUCCGUGGUGGUGGUCAAGAGAAUCGGCCGGAGAUGUUUGGGCGUGGAAGCAUGAGACGUGAUGGUGGACGCUCAGGGGGGACACCUGGCCAGUCAGGUCGUGGCCAGUUUAACAGUUCACUUUAUUUCUCUCUCUCUCUCUCUCUCUACCCACCUCUCUCUCUCUACCCACCUCUCUCUCUCUCUACCCACCUCUCUCUCUCUCUACCCACCUCUCUCUCUCUCUACCCACCUCUCUCUCUCUCUACCCACCUCUCUCUCUCUCUACCCACCUCUCUCUCUCUCUACCCACCUCUCUCUCUCUACCCUCCCCUCUCUCUCUCUACCCACCUCUCUCUCUCUACCCCUCUCUCUCUCUCUACCCCCCCUCUCUCUCUACCCACCUCUCUCUCUACCCCACCUCUCUCUCUCUCUACCCACCUCUCUCUCUCUCUCCCUCUCUCCUCCCCCUCUCUCUCUCUCCCCACCCUCUCUCUCUCUCUACCUCUCUCUCUCUCUACCCCCUCUCUCUCUCUCUACCCCUCUCUCUCUACCCACCUCUCUCUCUACCCCUCUCUCUCUCUCUCCCUCCCUCUCUCUCUCUACCCCCUCUCUCUCUCUCUCCCUCUCUCUCUCUCUACCCACCUCUCUCUCUCUACCCCCCUCUCUCUCUCUACCCCCUCUCUCUCUCUACCCCCUCUCUCUCUCUCUCUCUCUCUCCCCUACCUCUCUCUCUCUACCCACCUCUCUCUCUACCCCCACCCUCUCUCUCUCUCUACCCCCCUCUCUCUCUCUCUCUCUCUCCCCACCUCUCUCUCUCUCUCUCUCUCUCUCUACCCCCUCUCUCUCUCUACCCCCUCUCUCUCUCUACCCACCUCUCUCUCUCUACCCCCUCUCUCUCUCUCUACCCUCCUCUCUCUCUCUACCCCCCUCUCUCUCUCUCUACCCCCUCUCUCUCUCUACCCACCUCUCUCUCUCUACCCCCCUCUCUCUCUCUCUCUCUCUACCCCCACCUCUCUCUCUCUCUACCCCACCUCUCUCUCUCCCCCCUCUCUCUCCCUACCCACCUCUCUCUCUACCCACCUUUCUCUCUCUCUACCCACCUCUCUCUCUCUCUCUACCCACCUCUCUCUCUCUCUCUCUCUCAAAUACCAGAAUAUUAAACAUUUGCUUUUCUUUUUAGUGAUAAUCUUACACCUCUCCGAGUACAGAGUCGUGAGGAGGGCCGUUCCCGUCGGAUUCGCAGCCGAGAGAACAGUCGUAAUCGUACCCUACAUACCCCGAUGGGAAGUCGAGAGAACAAACUCACGUGAUGCCAACAUGUAUAGCAGAGAGAAUGGCAGACUCCAAGAUAGUAAAGUUGCAUCAACUGAACGAAGCAAUCAACCUGUUAAAUCUCAUUCAACCAAAGAACAACCAAAACAAAUGUCUGAUGAAGAGAUUGAAAAGAAAAUAGCUGCCAUAAUUGAUGAAUAUUUGAACAUCAAGGACUUAGGGGAAGCAAUUAUGUGUGUGUCUGAAUUGAAAUGUUUGAGCAACUUCCACAUUACAGUAUCGACAGCCAUCAGCCAUGUUUUAGAUAUGACUGAACAGAGCCGUAAAUUGACAGGAAAUCUUUUCUAUUCUCUGAUUGUGGAAAAGAUUCUACCGCACAGUGUCUACAUUACUGGACUCAAACAAGUGAUGGAGUAUGCUGAAGACUUGGAGAUUGAUAUUCCUAAAAUUUGGACUUAUCUGGCUGAACUCAUAUCUCCUGUUUUGGCUGAAAAUGGAUUCCCUUGGGAUUUUCUUACAGAAAUUGCAGACCCCUUGAAAGAAUCUAAAAAGGGUGGUGAUUUUAUUGCAGCCCUUCUUACAAACUUGGUUGAUACAAUGGGAGAAAACAAAGUGAGAGAAUUCUGGUCUGCUGCCAAUCUGAAAUUGUCCGACUUCACUGAAACUGAUGCUACCACCUUCAUAACUAAAAAGAAACUGGAAUUUAUUUUAGACAAGGAGAGUCCAGAAUCUAAAUUAAACAGUUUGCAAAGAAAGCUGCAUUCCCUACUGCAAGACAGCAACUGCAAGAACGAAGCUAUCCUUGACCUCAUUGAUACUGAAAUCCCAGAAUCUGUAACAAAGACUGGAGAAUUUAUCCGAAUAUUAAUGACUGAGAUCUGUUCAAGUGCAAUAGUUGGUGAAGGGGGAAGUGCCAAAGUGAAAAAAAGUACAAUUAAUGGCCGGUGUGUUAUCCUCGUGAAAUUUUUGGAUCAUCAAUUGGACCUUCAAUUACACGCUCUCUAUGCUUUGCAAGCUUUGGACCUGAAAAUGGAACAUCCACCCAAGGUUUUGCGGAUAAUGUUUGAGAUUCUAUACGACGAGGAUGUUAUAUUGGAAGAAGCUUAUUUCAAUUGGGAGAAAAGUGAAGAUUCUGCUGAACAAGAAGGCAAAGGUGUGGCUCUGAAGCUUGUCAUGGCCUUUCUCAAUUGGCUGCAUGAAGCCGAGGAUGAUGACGACGACGAGGACGAUGACGAUUGA